AUGCCCAACCCCAAGCUCGCCUACGAGGCAAACGAGCCUGCAUUCCUCCAAAAGCUGCGCGGCCAGCAUGGAAAUUCUACCGGUCGCCUGGAACGGCCAGCGCAACGCCCGCGAAGACUGCAGAAGGACGACGACGACGAUGACGAGCCGACCUAUGUGGACGAAGAGAGCAACGAGGUGAUCUCGAAGGAGGAAUACAAGGCCAUGGUGCAGGAGAGCAACCCGGACGACAAUCCUUCUGCCAAAGAUGGUGCAAAGGACGCCACCCAAGCUCGCCCGGCAGAGUCCGCAGCCAAACAACAGAGCAAUCUCACGGAGAUCGGGGCCCAGAAGAAGCGAAAACAGGCCAAGGUGGUGGGCGAUGACCAGGCCGAGCCUGCAGAGACGCAGCCCAAAGCCCCGGUGUCGCGCAAGCCGAAGAAGGCCAAGAAGAUCAAGCUCUCCUUUGAUGAGGAAUGA
Molecule: messenger RNA, 459 nt
Organism: Penicillium lagena
Lineage: Eukaryota; Fungi; Ascomycota; Eurotiomycetes; Eurotiales; Aspergillaceae
Product: DUF4604 domain-containing protein
Exons: 2
Coding region: 1-459 (152 amino acids)
Source: RefSeq, a predicted model, not a curated record